AUGGCACCUCUGGUCACCGAAAUCAUACCUCCAGUCCCGGAGACAGAGUUCGGCAGACUUAGAGACCACCUGCCGCAAUCGCUCCCCGUCCUCCGGCGCAUACAAUUCUCUCACUACCCGCAGGGAACAACCGAGCAUGCCCGCUAUCUCAUCGCAACGGACAGCGAUGGCGUAAUCGACGGCGGGGACUGGCAGGGACAGCCACCACCAAGCCGGGGACACUUCGCCGCCGCCUACCUAGACCUCUCCAAGGGCCCCGAGACGGAGAUGUACCUUUACACGACCCUCGAGGACGCCACGGACCUGGCUGCGGUGCCCAACGACGAUGUCGAGCGCGUCCUGGACCUUGCCGUCGCUCUGCUCCACCGCGGCAAACUCGCCGCCGAGGAGGCCAUGCGCUCCGGCGCAUACAAGCUAGCCCGCGGCGCCGGGUUCCUGGUCGGUGGCCUGCACCAGCCCACGUACGAGCUGCUCUGCUCGCGGAGGGGCCUCACGAGCAGCUACUGGAACCCGCAUCACGCGUGGCUGUUCCGGCUGGACAGGCUGCCGGGCGGGGGCGGGGGCGAGGGUGGGUCCGGGCCCGGCCCCGGUCUCAGGUGGGACGUGGUCCGGCGCGAGGACGUCCCGCUCAUCGCGUCGAGGACCUAUAUCCCCAAGAUCGAGGCGACGCUGAUGAGUGAGCCGAGCGUCGGCGUCAGGGACGCCGCUGGGACGUUGGUCGCUUGGGGGUUUAUCGGGGUCGCUGGGACGCUGUCGACGUUACAUGUUGAGGAACCGUACCGCGGAAGGGGAAUGGCUAAGGCCGUGGCUACGAAGGUGCUGCGGGAGCACAGCUUUGGUGACGAUGGUUGGGGCUCGGCUGAUGUGCAUGUUGACAAUGUUCAGAGUCAAGGUGUGUGCAAAGGCCUCGGCGGCGAGAAGGGCUGGAGGAACUGUUGGACCGUUGUCGAUCUCGACAGUAUACCGUGA
Diaporthe citri is the source of this 969-nucleotide messenger RNA. RefSeq lists its product as uncharacterized. Bases 1 to 969 code for a protein of 322 amino acids. The transcript is spliced from 4 exons. Gene Ontology annotation, molecular function: acyltransferase activity, transferring groups other than amino-acyl groups. The record is from RefSeq and is a predicted model, not a curated record. Lineage: Eukaryota; Fungi; Ascomycota; Sordariomycetes; Diaporthales; Diaporthaceae.